Molecule: messenger RNA, 678 nt
Organism: Lodderomyces pseudojiufengensis
Lineage: Eukaryota; Fungi; Ascomycota; Pichiomycetes; Serinales; Debaryomycetaceae
Exons: 1
Coding region: 1-678 (225 amino acids)
Molecular function (GO): RNA binding
Source: RefSeq, a predicted model, not a curated record
AUGCUUACAAUCCUACUUGACAUGGUAGGCAAAGAGUUGAUUGAGAAAAACUGUAAUUCAAAGAUUGGAUCUUUUGAAAUUGAAAAAAAUUCGAAUUUACCCAGCAUGUAUUAUGAGUUAAUAAUUGAUGUUAUUCAAUUGCAUGUUUUAAAAAGUAUUAUACAAAUUCUUUUGGAAUCACAGAAAAUGAUUUUGAUUAAAGGGUCAAUAGAAGAUAGCUUCAACUUGAAAGGAAUCUAUAUAGGUUUUGGAUUAAUCAAGGUGAUGAAUAGUGACCCUGAAGAGAUCUGUAAAGCAAUGAGCAAAACCUCAAGACAUGAAUCUUUGUUUGAUACAACUCCACUUUAUUCAGCACCAAGAGAAUUGAUAAAACCACUCGAUACACACAAGAGUGAAACAUUCCCGAAAAACGACUCGCAAAACAAUUUUGUCGAAAGAAAGUUCAACCUAAAUUCAACGCAAGUAACCAAAAUAUUAGGUAAAAAUGGUCAAACUUUAAAUUCAAUUAGACUUCAGCUGAAAUGUUGGAUCAACGUUGAGAAUCCACUAAUAUUGGAACAUCAAUAUAGAAGAAAAGAUGUGAUGCAAACGAUAACUAUUGGGGGAACACCAAGUAAUGUUCAAAUUGUGCUUGAUGAGCUCAUGCAAUUAUUAAAGUCUUUUGCAAAGACUGGAUAA